AUGGACAUGGAUUACGACCGCAAGUUCGAGGAGAUGAAGAAGUACAUCCCAUUUUUGGAAAGCAUGAUUAAAAGACUGGAGAGCACCGGCACAACAUCAACAAAUCCAAGACAGGCACAGCUUGCUAAAAUUAGAUCUUUAAGAAUGAAAAUGGAGAAUUUGUUGAAAUGUGAACAAGUAUUAGUAAAUUUGUAUGCAAAAGUCGAACAGAGAGAUUUGUUCACGGAUACAAAGAGUGAUAUGAAUAAAAGUGUUAACACACAAAAUGUCGAAUUGGAUUUUGUGCAAAAUAAACUUAAAACUGUAGCAUCAAAAUUGCAAGAUCCAGAACCAUUGCCUGAGAUAGCAAGAGCUAGUCAGACCGAGGAAACCUGUACAGCUGACAGUAAGGAACCAGCGUUGUUUCAAAGAAGACCAAACAAAAAUUCUAUAUCCCCAACUCGAGGUUCUCUAGAUGGUAGUAGAGAUAUUUUAUCACCAUCAGGUAGAAGAAGUUACACUCGCGUUCUUAUGUCUCUAAAUACUAAAGAUAUAUUGUCAAGGAUAAUUAAUUGUAGUGACGGUGACGUAGAUAUAGAUACAUUACGAGAAUUAAGAACUCAAAUUCUUUCCGAAUUAAAACAAACGGGUGCAAAAGAUGAAGUUGAAGAAGGGGAACUAUCUGAUAGCGAAAGUGAAGUUAUUGAGAGCAUAUAUGGCAGCUUAGUGAUAAUGGAUAAAGAUCAAGGUAAUACAAGCUGUGAAAAAAAAUCAUUAGAUCUAGAAUCGACUGCAAAACAAGAAGUUGUUCAUGAAAUAGAUAUAUUACAGGCAUUAAAAAAUGAAAUAUUAAGUGAGAAAAUAUCUUUAGACGAUUCUGAAACCGUGACACCCCCAUUACAUCAACCAAAAGUUACAAAAGUGGCUAAUAUAGAAGAAAUAGUAUCGAAGAAAAGGUUUUCCAUUGAGAAGUAUAAACAAAAGUCUAUAUCAGCGUCCAAAUCGUCGACUUUAAUAAACGAUGCUAAUAGUAAUGCCUAUAGAGAUGAACUCUCAAAGAAACAAAGCAUAAAAUUAACUGAAAAGGAAUUUGAACGAUUUAAUUUAUCAAGUAAGUUAGCACUAGGAGAAAGCUCUAAGGAUAAAGAAUUUGGAAAAAGAAGUCCAACUAAUGACGAUAUAUAUGGUGACUUAGCGCCAAAGUCACCAGAUCAUGAAGACUUUGCUGAUACAGGGAUUAAGCCGCCAGUAAUAAUUCCAGCAGACGCUCCAAUAUGUUCAGUUGUAGAAAAACAUGAUCCUAAUGACGCUGUUAGUAACGAUUUUCAAAAUCCAUUAUACAGCGAAGCCAAUUCUACUAUGUUUAAUCGUUUAGAGUGUUCACAAACACCUAUGAAUUCAUUUGGAACCUCAGAUUGUCCAUCAACUCUUACCCAUACUUUUGGACUAUUAGAAACACCAAUGACUCCAAUUCAUACAUUUGGUAGAUCUGACAUGCCUAUGACUCCCGUGCCCUCUUUUGGUAGAGCUGAUUGUCCGCCUACACCUAUUCAUCCAUUUGGUAGAACAGAAGUAAUGAUGACGCCAAGCCAUCCAUUUGGGGUAACGGACUUUUCUCAAAAUCAAAUGCCAUCACAAAUGUCAUCGAUUAGAUACAACAAGGUCCAGGAUCCAAAAAUUAAUAGAAGUUUGGAAUACGAUAAUUUGUCAAAAUACAACGAUAUGAAAGAUUGUGGCAAAUAUCAAGAACGUAAUUUUGAUUACAGAAAUUAUAAAUAUGACGCACCAAAACGAGCCUAUGCAGAUUCAUAUCGAAACUACGGCAGGGAACAAAGUGUUGGUCGUAAUGAUAAAAAUGCAACAUUUGAGCGAAUUGAGAAUCGUCACGGUGAAAGACCUCGUCGUGAAAACAGUAGUGGACUUUUAAAUAGAAGUUAUGAAGUUGAUCGGAAUUAUUCUCAUGACCGCGGUAAAGCUUAUAGAGAUAGAGAUCACCGUAUUGAUAAUGACGGUGGUAAAAUUUAUUACGAUCGUGAUUCGCGUUGGAAUUAUAGAAGAGAACAUAGCGUUGGCCGGGCUGUUCCAGAGAAUAGACACAUAGGUAAACAUUAUGAAAGAGAAGUCCGACCUGAAAACUCAUUAUGUGUUCAAUCAUAUGCAGGUUUUUCGUUCACUAUUGACACGAGCGUUAGCAGAAGUUUUCAGGAAAGUAUUGAAAACCUAAAGAAAGAUUCAAUAUCUGAUUCUAACUUUGAUGUAAGAAGAAGACGUGCAUCUAGCAUUGGAAGAUCUUUGAUUCGCGAACCUAGUAUUGGAAAGGAGUUGCCAAGUUUAGGUAAUUCUCAUAUAUCUAAUAAUAAGAAUAUUAGUGACCUAUUUCAGAAUGAUGAAAAUAACAAACACAAAAAUCAUGUUGACGUAAUCAGUGAAAAUAACGGUGAGGUUUCUACAACAGAAAAUGAAAACCCAUUAGUUCAGGCAGAUAUUCUUUCUCCAUCUAAAGAAACUAUUAGCCAAUUAGAAUCAUGUUCUACACCUGAUAGUACUAUAGAUGUAAAUGAGAAUACCCAAGAUAAAGUAGGUGAAGAAACGGUGCCUGAUAGUACUAAUGAAUUGGCUUGUGAAAUAAGCUCUGAUAUUACGUCUACCCAUGAUUCACAUGAAGUAUGUGAAAAAGCACAAACUGAAACUAGGGUAUCACGUAUGGAGUUAUCACAUCCUACUGAUCAUAUUGGAAGUUUGCUAUCUAUUUUAAAAGAUAAAUCAAAAAUAAAAGAACUACUUACAAUGUUAAAAGAUCAACCUAGUGAAAAUGAAAAACUGAAGAAGAAGUUAGAAAAGCUAAGUGAAAUAGUCUCCGAUGAUGAUGAUUCACCACACGAUGAAUCGAAUUCGGUGCAUAAUGUAAAAAUAAAUAUUUCGGCUUCUAAUAAUAAUAAUGAAUUAGAAUCCGUUGGGAAUAGUGGUGUACAUGCUGAUACAACACUCGCAGCAGAUAAUGAUUCUUGUGAAAAGAACGAGCAGAGUAUGCGAAACAAAAAUAAUGUAGAGGACAUUUUAGAUGUCCAAUUUAAAGACCGUGAUUGCUCAUGGUCUUUAAAUGCUACAAGUGCAGAGAACUGCGAAGGCAAAGAGCCUUUCGAAGACACAAAGCAAAAUACUAAAAAUGAUGAUGGUAGAGUAGAAGCUGUAUCAUGUAAAAAAUCCACAAAGAUUAAGAAAUCUACUAAAAAGGCAAAGAUUAAAGUAAAAAAUAUUACAUCGGGUGACAAAAAAAGGCUUACACGUUCUGAAUCAGCUAAUUUGAAAAUGAAUAAACCAGCUAAUAUAAAGAACGGAAUUUCUUCCAGGGAAUUGAAACAACUUCAGGAUGAUAUCAAAGAGAUGUUCUUGCACGAUGAUGUCUUUAAUGCUGGUAUAAGAAUGUGCCGUUUGGCUAAAUUGGUUGAAGAUAAGCCCAUAGACAAAGGUGAAACACAGAAUAAUGAAAAUAGUCCUGUUGUUAUUCUUGAAAAAAUUAAAGAAUGUUCGGAAGAGACAACCAUAAAAGGCAAAACUUCAAAGAAAAAAGCAACUUCCAAAUCAAAAAUGUUACAGAAAGAAGUAUUUGAUAGCGAAAAUAAGACAGAAAGUAGUAGCGAAAAUAUAAAUUCAGAACUUAAACUGCCUAUUAAAUAUAGACCUGGGCCUAAAUCGAAAACAAGACUGCUAGACAAGCAAGCGGAAGUAGACCCUUAUAUUUUUGAAUCUAACUCAGUGAGUGAAUCAAAUGCUACAAAUAUUAGUGAAACUAAACCUCAUAUUAGCUCCGACUCAGAAUGCGAAUCUCUUGAAUCAUCUAAAAGUUUUGGAAGUACAGAACUUUUAGUAGAAUUAAAGAAAAAACCAAAACGAAAACGUCGAGGAUGGCAAGCAGGUGUAAUUAAACCUAAACAUAAGAAAAAGAAAACUGACCUUUGUCACUCUCAAUCUGAUACAAACAUGCAAGUUAUGCCUCAAAUUCCUGACUUAAAUUGUUUUACUAAUAAAACGUACUGUUUCUAUAAAAAUGUAAGUGUCUAUUCGUGUCGUCUUUGCCUUUAUAAUGGCAAUGAUAUAGUUCAUCAUUACAAGAAGCAACAUCCGCACUCAGAGAUUCCCUUGUCCCGAAUGAGCCCAGAAGUUGCUAAAGAGGCCAUAGAACAGUGUGAAGAAAUAAAUUUUCACGCUAUUAGUAAAGUAACUACCGAUAAAUACGUCUGUCUAUUCUGUUUUAAAGAAUUAAAAAACACCAUAAAGAAAAAAACCGUAUUGGAAGAAUUUUUUUGGCACGUUGUCAGUAUGCAUACGGGUGAAUACAAGCAACUAUGUUCGGAAUGUAUUAAUGUCUCUGGAUGUCCAUCCAAUUUUGACAUUCCACCUCCUCCCAAAGAGCAAAAAGGUCAACUUAUAGGUUAUAUUUGUGGAAAAUGCAAUUUUACACAAAUAUCCCUUGAAAAUUUAAAGACUCACGUCGUUAACCGUCAUAAUGAUGAGCAAACUGAAGUUUAUACAAUUAAUUUAGCAGUCAUGUCAAAGAAAACUUUGUUGGCUUUCAGUAAGUGUACAUCAGAACAGCCUAGGACGCUAAGGAGCAGUCGUUUAAAUCAAAGUACUGUGGAAACAAAUGACGAACAUAGUGAUUUUAAUGAGAGCAGUGAUAAUGCAACUGAACCAAAUAAAGUAACAACAAUUCCAUUGAAAGAGGAAACUCUAAUCGAAUUGCAGAAAAACAAACGUAAUAAAAUUCAAUCACGAAUUACCUUUGAAAAUGAUGACGCUACCAACGAGUUAUGUGAAUUAAACGAGAAUAAAAGUGUAAAAAUUGAACAGGAACACGUAAUUAAUGCUCAAGAUUCGUCACCAUAUAACGAGCCGGUUGAUGAUGCACCCAUUGCAUAUAUGGUAGCUGAAUCUCAUGAGACCAUCAAGAAUGUAGAGUAUAAUCAGCCACCUACAUCAGAUGAUAUUUUGGAUUACCCUCAUUUCAAAAUCAACUUUACAGAAGCUGGUACCAAGGAAUAUGUGUGUUGUAUAAAUGGAGUAGAAAGUCACUAUCGGACAGCACUAUUAAUAUCAUUUAAGAAACAUGUUCAGAUAAAACAUCCAGAAAAAUGGGAUGGCUUUUGUUUUCUGUGUAAACUGAUAGUCACUCCUCAAGGAAAUCACAAUUUCAAAGACUGUUUGCAGCAUUUUCUUGACAAACAUUUUGAUAAUUUUCCGACUAUGGAAAAAGUGGACGAUAAAAAGAAUAAUAUGGAAACGUCUGGUGUGAAACCAAAAAAGAACUAUUUGAAUGUUAGACCGUUAUCAGAGCUUAUAUCUCAAUCAGAAAUUCAACCAGAACAACAUAAACUGCCCAUUAUAGAGAGUGUUGUUAGUUUAGGAGGCUCGACAGAUGAAGCAUCUUCGGGAAUUAAUGUCGAUACAGCCGAAAUAAGAAGUAACGAAAAAGAAUUUAAAUAUGAAGAAGCGCAAGCGGAAAUAAUUGCAAAGAAAUAUAAAGUUGUGUUAGAUGUUAUGUUAAACCGAGAGAAAUUAGUUCAUAUAUUUAAGUGCGCUGGUCGAUUUUGUAGUUAUUCGACUGACAAUGCUGAAGAUGCUCUCCGUCACGCGGUAACUCAUGAACGAGUAGGUGGAGAAAAUUCAUUGAGUUGUACUUAUUGUGAUUUCGAUUCUUCAAAGAACGCCGUUGAUUUAGUCACGCAUGUUUUUAAAACGCACGGUUGUUGCCAAUAUGUGUGUGGUCAUUGCUUCUAUCGAAGUGCAGCGAGUCAACUUGUUCGUGCGCAUGCGUCAAGAAUACACGGAAAGGCGCCUGGACAGAGCGUUAUUCUUAGGACUACAGUCACAGCACGCUCUGAUACGGAAUAUAAGAUUUUGCCUCGAGAAAUUGCUGUUCCCUUCUUCGCUUGCAACCAAAAUGUAAUGGAUGUCAAAUGCAAUUUUAAAACCUACACGUCGGGUAAAUUUUAUGAACAUUUGCAAAUAAGACAUCAGUUGGAUACAUCAUUUUUGUGUUUCAUGUGCUCAGAGGUAUUUACAAAACCUGUAGAUUUGCUUCAACAUUUUAAAAUUCAUGGAUUUAAACUCUAUCAAUGCACGUGGUGUGUACACGGUGCUGAAAAUGAAACUGAGUUACUGGCGCAUGCCUCAGAAAAACAUCCAAAUAAGCAACCUCAAGCUUAUCUAAGAGUAAUUACUAACAAGGAAGGAACUCCUGGAUUUAGGGUGCUUCCUUUGGCUCAUCUUAAUAAUUCAAACAUUACUACAAUUGAUGUGAAACCAAAUAAUGUUAGAAAUAAUCCUGAAAGGGAAGCAGAGAGGUCAAUAGACUUAGAAAAACUUAUUGGCCAAAAAACACAAAUGAUUGAAUCCAUGGUAACGUCUUCCCAAAAGGAAAGUACCGAAAACUGUACAUUUAAGGAACAAGAAACAGUUAGCAUGCCUUCAUUUGAACUUGGAUCCCUAAGUCAAGCCCAAUGUCAAGAGUCACUGGUUUUAGCCUUACAGUCGUCAUUGUGUGAUAAAACUCCAGAAACUUCGGUAUCAAGUGAUGUAGGCCCAGCGCCAAUUUCGGCUGAUCUUUCUCGUCCAGAGACCCCUAAUUUAGCAAGCCAACCAAUUAAUAGUGAUGUUCAUAACCAACUAACACCUGUACUUAAGGGAGAACCAGAACCAAACACGCCUGAGAAGACGGACUCUGACGUCGUUUAUUGCUUAGACAGCGAUGAGGAAAUUUCUAAUGAAAACGUGGUCGACCUUUCCAGUGAAGAAUCUCCAUUAGUUGCAGUUGUGAAUGACAAAUCCGAAAAACUCGACAAAGUACCAUUGUCACGUUUAUUCAAAUGUAGUCUGUGUGGUAUCAUCCUGAAAAGUACCUCUGGGUUUAAAAGGCAUGUAUCCGCUUGCCAUACAGAGGCAACAAAUCUGCUUCCAUGUGCAUAUUGUCCAUUUGUGGCUCAAAGAGAUCUUGUGGCCAAACACUAUUUAUCUGAUCACUGUUUGAGUCGAAAGGAAACCACGCGACGUUAUGUAUGUGGUGUUUGCAACAAUAAAUAUAUUUCGUUUACAUUUGUGAAAACACAUUUAAAGGUAGAUCAUAAUUUGUCGAAACUGGUUGUAACAUCCAAGUUAGUUACAAAUGGAGAGUACCAGUUUGUCGUAAGCGAAGCUAGUAAACAAAAACAGGUUGCGAAGAGAAAGCUUUCCAAUGAUAAUGAGGAUAAAAGUUUACAGCCUGUGUCUAAAAUGAAAAAAAUUGGCCCGAAUUAUGUGAAUCUAUUACCCAUUAACCCAAUUCUCGAUGAAUUAGUUUACUGUUCCCUCUGUGAAUUUAGUACAAAAGUUCGGUUGAAUAUGGUCAGACAUCUCCAACUUCACACUGAACAGCAGCCAGUACCGCAAACAGCUCCAGUCAAUCCCGUUCCCCACUUGGAAACAAACGAAAAACACUUUGAUAAAAUGGUUAAUCUCGCUUCCAGUUCUAUAGCGUCUAGAGCUCCGGAAAAAUUGAAUAAAACUGAUCGGCAUCCGGUGGUUAAUCUACUCAUACCUCCUGAAGCAGCUUCACGGUAUCCUAAAUACGUACCGGAUCGACAACGGUAUACGUGCGGUGCUAAAGGAUGUUGUUACAUAUCUGUAGAUGAAACGAUGCUAAAAUACCAUUGGGAGACAUUACAUUCAGGCACAAAUGACUUCCACUGCGUACAUUGCCCGCCUUACCAACACUUGGAUACGACCAAGCCAUUAACCGCCUGUCGAAUAAUUGCUCACCUUAAAAUGCACGAUAUUAGAUUAUAUGCGUGUUCAUCCUGUUCCUAUUAUCAUCACAGAAGACAGGUGCUUGAUAAACAUAUUGCUGAGAUCCAUAGUACGGGUCAUGUUAUGGUGGUUAGAGAAGAAAGUGUUUCCCAAACUCUAAAUGUAAGUCAGCCAUCAACAGUAGCACCAACAAUGGAUUUGAAGCCGUGGCAAUGCGGGCUUUGCAAAUUCAAGAGCAUGCUCCGCCCUGAAGUGGUGGAGCACUGUGCCAAAAUUCAUCAGUCUAAGAUGCAAUACAAAUGCACGUACUGUGCUUUUCGAACAUCGACCUUAGAAAAUAUUACGAAACACCAGUCCAAAUCGCACGCUGGCAAAGCCCAGGAGACAUUCUAUUUUUACUAUCGUGAAGGGUCUAUUCCCGAUGAGCCUGAUGGUACUCCGCGGUGGCAGAAGCAACGACAGAAAAGUAGUGCUACUGAAACUGAAGUAAAAACUGAGACGAUAGAACGUACAGAAUUGGAAUCGCAAAGUGAAUUAACGAAAAACGUGCCACAAUCUCCUGCGAGACCUACAGUAGACUUAAAUAUAGUAAAACAAGACCCAGAUGCAGUAACUGUACCUGCACACACUACGCAAGAUCUAUGCAAAACAUUUGGUCAGUUCUGUGAACCCAAUGGCUUGAAGUGGGGCUGCGGAUUUUGUUCCUAUAAGGCGUUCCAUAAAAAUGGUCUCAAUGAUCACAUGCUUACAGAACACAGAAAUAAUCGUGAACCUAUUGAACUGCCAGUUGACGUCAGAGUAGAGACAUGGAUCGCGAAACUCUUGGACCAUCAAUUCCUCCUCAUUGAGAAAAAUAAACAAAAUUUGACGAAACAAAGUACUGCUGUAGUACCCGUUAAUUCGGCUCCUACAACAUCCAAGUCCCAAGACGCACAUAUGAAUGUUCCCGAAAGUGAUAAUGGGCAUAGUGAGGAAGAACUUGAGAAAAUGUUUGGUACUUUUGGAACAUCUGAAAACAAGAGUUUCAAUUGUCCUAAGUGUAGUUUAAAAAUUAGAGAAGAAAGUGCUAUGCGAGAUCAUUUAGAAAUUGAAUUAAACAAAAUUAGGUGGUGGUGCAAUAGCUGUACAGAGAAAUUCCAGAACUAUCACGAGGCGCAAUUUCAUUGUAAAAGUGUUCACCCAGGAAUAACUGCUCGGGCCAUCGAAGCAGUUAGGAACGUGGGGAUGCAUUCUGCUUGGAUUUCUGCAGUUAUACGCGCGCAAAAACUUAGUAUGAACCACCUACCCGUAACAGAAAACACCGACUCGGACGAAACCAUGGCAAAUAGUCUUGCACAAGAUAAUUCUCUAUUAGUAGUUCGAUACGAAGAGAGGGUUCCUACACCAGACAUACAGGUAAUUCCAUCCAGGACUUCAGGCGCUGAGAGUGAUGAAGAUGAAGAAAAACUAGUUAUUGACGAAGUGUUUAAUAAGGUGGCCUCCAAACAGUGCCCAUUCUGCAUUUAUACAUGCCAGGACAUCAGGGAGUUAAAGGCACAUGUGGUGGGUCAGCAUAAUAAUAUUAAGCCUUACUUCUGUUUCUACUGCGAUUUCAACGGUUAUAGAAAGACUGUGGUGAACUCCAGACAUGUAAGUCAAAAACAUAAAGACAAACCUCUGGUGUUCUUGACCAAGGGUCAGAGGAUUUUGGGUGGCCCUACAAGCGCUAAUGCUGUAUCGGUAUCAGCACCAGUUGCAGUGAAAGAUGAUGCUACAAGACUGAUUUGUUUGCGAUGUGAAAAACCAUUUAACGAAAACGAAGCGAAGACGCACUUUCACGACAAUACAAAGCCUAAAUUUGCAAAAACGGGCCAGACGGUUGUAAAGUGCCGCGUGUGCUUGACUCUUCAUGAAAAUAUAGAUGAGGCAGCUGCUCAUCAUCAUACAAGCCACCCAAAUAACACUUUUAAGUAUAUAACUUUUAAGUUGCAUUGUAACAAGAGAAGCAUCUUCUCCUGUGCAUACUGCGAUCAGAAUUUCUCAGUUUGGGCAGACCUAAAAGUCCAUUGGAGGCUAGUCCAUAGCUCAUUGCCGUUUAAGUUUAACAAAGGUCAAUGUGCAGGUACUGCUUCUGAUGUAGUUAUAAAUUUGUCUGAUGAUGAGGAGACAGGAGUAAAGAGAAAGAGUGAAAGUAUACUAAUAAACCCAUCUCCUUCAAAGAUGUGCGCAAGAAAAUCUACCACGAAAUUACCAAUUCAGGUAGUAGCAAAGAAAUCCACUACGAAACUACCAUUUAACCUUGAAUCUGAUUCGGAUGCUAUGGAAUAUUCGUUCUAUGGAUCGAAGCCUCAAGUAGAUGAUUUGGAUAAUGUCACAACAAACAUGUCUUUCUGUAAUACGGUUGUGCCAUUUACAUUUAAGAAACUGAGUGAAGUCAUUCGUAUUAAUCCUACAGUGCUUGUAGAAGAUAUCAAGAAGUGA
This is a messenger RNA of Parnassius apollo (apollo), 10221 nucleotides long. The record is from the annotation of a GenBank genome assembly. NCBI's taxonomy places the organism in Eukaryota, Metazoa, Arthropoda, Insecta, Lepidoptera, Papilionidae.